Daldinia decipiens is the source of this 2166-nucleotide messenger RNA. Its product is annotated as endothiapepsin. Gene Ontology annotation, biological process: proteolysis. The coding region runs from base 480 to 1700 and encodes 406 amino acids. Gene Ontology annotation, molecular function: aspartic-type endopeptidase activity. NCBI's taxonomy places the organism in Eukaryota, Fungi, Ascomycota, Sordariomycetes, Xylariales, Hypoxylaceae. The record is from RefSeq and is a predicted model, not a curated record. The transcript has 2 exons.
CCCAAAAGACGUGAUUGACUUCUCUUUGUAUUACUCGGUACAGCUCCUUACCCGUAACGGCAGCUGUGGCUCCAAAAAGCCCACUCACAUGGAAUAGCUCUGGUAUACAUACGGCUAAUACCUGCAUCUAACUGAGUCUGGCUUCCUCGGUCGUAGAUUGGAAGAGGGAGAUCUGCAGUCCCCUUGACUAGUCCCUGUCCCAUCCAACCUACCUACCGUUUCCGUUAAUUCACGAUCACAACCUGCUCAGCUCUGGUAUUUUAUAAAUACCUACCCUUCUGCUCAGCCUGUUUGGAAUAUUUGUUUGCUCACCAUCCUCGGGCUGCAAGGAGGUUUCUAGUUAUAGUAACAGCUUCUCCCUUUUGAACAUAUAUCAUACAUACUCACUCUCUCGCUAUCUCCAUUCACUCUUUUUUACAGCAUUCUUUAGCACUGUAUAUUCUAUCCCGAUCAAAACACUUCCAAGACAUAUAUUCAAUAUGGUUGGCACAGUUAGCACUAUUGCCCUUGCGGCUGCGGUCGCCGGCAUUGCGACGGCGUCUCCCGCGCGUCCACCUAAGGUUGGGACUUUCUCUGUCCCUCAAGUUAAGAACCCGGGCUUCAAGCCCCAUGGCCCGGCACAGUUAGCUAGAGCGUACCUUAAGUAUGGUGUCAAGCUUCCGGACGGGCUGUCUAGGAUUAUGGCCGAUUUGAAGGUCUUCCGACGCGAUAGCGGAAGUGUCAAGGCUACUCCAGAGCAGUACGAUAUUCAGUAUCUAACUCCUGUCUCGAUUGGAACCCCACCUCAGGAGCUUAACCUAGACUUCGAUUCCGGCUCAUCGGAUCUCUGGGUAUUCAGCACUGAACAAUCCAAAAGCAGCAUCAACGGCCAGACUCCGUAUAACCCAAGCGGUAGCAGUACUGCUAAGAAAGUCAGCGGCGCCAGCUGGGACAUCUCAUACGGUGACGGCAGCUCAUCAAGCGGCGACGUCUACACUGACGUCGUUACCGUCGGUGGUGUUACAUUCAAGAACCAGGCUGUUGAGGCUGCAAAGAAGGUCUCCUCCCAAUUUACGAGCGACAGCAACAACGACGGCCUGCUAGGCCUCGCCUUCAGCAGCAUCAACACGGUGACGCCUAAGCCGCAGAAGACUUUCUUCGAUAACGUUGCAUCCAGCCUAGAUACCGCGGCUUGGACCGCUGAUCUCAAGUACCACGACGCCGGUACUUACGACUUUGGAGUCGUUGAUAAGUCCAAGUACACUGGUGACAUCACCUACACAGACGUUGAUAACAGCCAAGGAUUCUGGUCUUUCACUAGCUCCGGAUACGGCAUCGGUAACACCAGCUUCAAGUCAAGCCCGUUCGCGGGUAUCGCUGACACCGGCACUACUCUUGCUCUGUUGCCCGACUCUAUCGUGACUGCGUACUACCGCCAGGUGUCGGGUGCGAAGCUAGACAAUCAACAGGGUGGCUACGUAUUCCCCUGCUCCGCCAGCCUACCUGACUUCGUCUUCGGCGUCGAAAAUGCCAAGUUCAGCAUCCCCGGUCAGUACAUCAACUACGCCCCUGUUGACGACUCCACCUGCUUCGGCGGCAUCCAGUCCGACGACGGCAUCGGCUUCUCUAUCUUCGGUGACGUUGCCUUGAAGGCGGCCUUCGUCGUCUUCGACAAUUCCGAGGGAAGCCCAAGACUGGGUUUCGCCAAGAAGAACUUGUAAAUGGCGGGGGUGUUCCCUCCCUGGUCAGGUGCUAGGGUGUACACAACAUCUAAGAGCGCACUCAAACGCAGUGCAUGUUAUGAACGGAUAGUUUGACGGGGGCUGGAUUUGAAACGACUCUUAUACUUGUAUAUGAUUGAUGCAACUCGAGUGCAUGGGCAUUCUUGUUAAAAUGCGACGCCCUGUAUAUCACUUCUCUAUAAUGAAUUUAACCUGAGCAUUUCGAAUUACCGAAAUUGAAUAUCUUCUUGUACCAAGUGCAAGCAAUAACAUCGCCCAAGCCUUCCUUGUUGCAACGUAGAAUUAUGCUGAUAUUAAUUUACCUAGGUACCUAUGUACGAAUCUCCUAUCCCGAUUAUCUGUACUUAACAGUUCAUCUUAGACCCCACUAGAGAGAUUGUGAUUUUCUACCCUACAGGAUACCGACCGAUCGCCCUAGCAAUCACCAUUUUUGCACUGAAAGAGC